CGAGUUGUAUAUAGGGAGCCGCAUCCGCCUAUGCGCCGCAGGUUCUCUUACAUCGACCGCCUAAGAGUCGCGCUGUAAGAAGCAACAACCUCUCCUCUCCUCUCCGCCAUCUGCUCAGCAGCCGCGAAGCAGCAACCAUGCGUGAGUGCAUCUCCAUCCACGUUGGCCAGGCUGGUGUCCAGAUUGGAAAUGCCUGCUGGGAGCUCUACUGCCUGGAACAUGGCAUCCAGCCUGAUGGCCAGAUGCCAAGUGACAAGACCAUUGGGGGAGGAGAUGACUCCUUCAACACCUUCUUCAGUGAGACAGGCGCUGGCAAGCAUGUGCCCAGGGCAGUGUUUGUAGACCUGGAACCCACGGUCAUUGAUGAAGUUCGCACUGGGACCUACCGUCAGCUCUUCCACCCUGAGCAGCUCAUCACAGGCAAGGAAGAUGCUGCCAAUAACUAUGCCCGAGGCCACUACACCAUUGGCAAGGAGAUCAUUGACCUUGUCUUGGACCGAAUUCGUAAACUGGCUGACCAGUGCACAGGUCUUCAGGGCUUCUUGGUUUUCCACAGCUUUGGUGGGGGAACUGGUUCUGGGUUCACCUCCCUGCUGAUGGAACGGCUCUCUGUUGAUUACGGCAAGAAGUCCAAGCUGGAGUUCUCCAUUUACCCAGCCCCCCAGGUUUCCACAGCUGUAGUUGAGCCCUACAACUCCAUCCUCACCACCCACACUACCCUGGAGCACUCUGAUUGUGCCUUCAUGGUAGACAAUGAGGCCAUCUAUGACAUCUGUCGCAGAAACCUUGACAUUGAGCGCCCAACCUACACUAACCUGAAUAGGCUCAUAGGUCAAAUUGUGUCUUCUAUCACUGCUUCCCUUAGAUUUGAUGGAGCCCUGAAUGUUGACCUGACAGAAUUCCAGACCAACCUGGUGCCCUAUCCCCGUAUCCACUUCCCUCUGGCCACAUAUGCCCCUGUCAUCUCUGCUGAGAAAGCCUACCAUGAACAGCUUUCUGUAGCAGAGAUCACCAAUGCUUGCUUUGAGCCAGCCAACCAGAUGGUAAAAUGUGAUCCCCGCCAUGGUAAAUACAUGGCUUGCUGCCUGUUGUACCGUGGCGAUGUGGUCCCCAAAGAUGUCAAUGCUGCCAUUGCCACCAUCAAGACCAAGCGUACUAUCCAGUUUGUGGAUUGGUGCCCCACUGGCUUCAAGGUUGGCAUUAACUACCAGCCUCCCACUGUGGUGCCUGGUGGAGACCUGGCCAAGGUUCAGCGUGCUGUAUGCAUGUUGAGUAACACCACAGCCAUUGCUGAGGCCUGGGCUCGCCUGGAUCACAAAUUUGACCUGAUGUAUGCCAAGCGUGCCUUUGUUCACUGGUACGUGGGUGAGGGGAUGGAGGAAGGAGAGUUUUCUGAGGCCCGUGAGGACAUGGCUGCCCUAGAGAAAGAUUAUGAGGAGGUUGGUGUAGAUUCUGUUGAAGGAGAGGGUGAGGAAGAAGGAGAGGAAUACUAAAGUUAAAAAUGUCACAAAGGUGCUGCUUUUACAGGGAAGCUUAUUCUAAUUUGAACAUUGAAAAGUUUUGGUCUGAUCAGUUAAUUUGUAUGUAGCAUUGUAAUGCUCUCAUAUACAAUUACUGACCUAUGCUUUAAAACAUGAAUGCUUUGUCACAGACCCAAGCUGUCCAUUGCUCUGAUGGGUUUUGAAUAAAGUAUUCCCUGUCUUAAAU
Sciurus carolinensis (gray squirrel) is the source of this 1707-nucleotide messenger RNA. RefSeq names its product tubulin alpha 1a (gene Tuba1a). The record is from RefSeq and is a predicted model, not a curated record. The coding region runs from base 138 to 1493 and encodes 451 amino acids. Gene Ontology annotation, biological process: microtubule cytoskeleton organization; mitotic cell cycle. Gene Ontology annotation, molecular function: structural constituent of cytoskeleton; GTP binding. NCBI's taxonomy places the organism in Eukaryota, Metazoa, Chordata, Mammalia, Rodentia, Sciuridae. The transcript is spliced from 4 exons. Gene Ontology annotation, cellular component: cytoplasm; microtubule.